AUGGCGCCCCCGGUGGCAGGGCGGCCGCGCACUAGGCAGCGGCUGGAGAACUAUAUGAAGACUAGCGGGUGGAUCAUGAUGGUAAUAACAUAUGCAAUGUUGCUUAUUCCGUACUUGCAGGUCCUGCUUCCCAUGCUCACGACCGCGCCCGUGGCACGCCUCCCGGACCUUUAUGUGUCUGGCGAUGCGCAGUGCGCGCCCGUGCCGCCCACCUUUGUCGCAGACCCGUAUGGGUACGUGCGCGAUCCUGCGACUGGAGAAACGGUCCAGGCGCCUAUAGCGUGCGAGGACACGCGGCGUAUCCCGAGUCUCGGUAUCGCCAUCUUAUCGUGCGAUCCAGGGCGGAUCGAGUGGAACACGUUCCUGGGUCCGCUCACCAAUGCGACGCCACGAGGCGCCCUAUGGAUCCUGCCGUACCAGGAGAAAAAUGCCACCGCGCAGCGCCUGCCGAUCGCGCAGUGGCCGGCCACGAACGAUUUUCAUCCGCUCGGUCUCGGCGUGUACGAGCAGGCGCCUGGCGCCGCGCGCCUGUUUGUGGUGAAUCAACGCGCUGCAUUCACGACGAUCGAGGUGCUGGAUCUUGUAUGCCAUCAGGGUGAAUGCCAUGCGACGUACGUGCGCUCGCUCGCGCAUCCUCGCGCUACGCAUACAGCCAACAGCGUAUACGCUGUAUCGCCGCACGCUGUGCUCGUGACCAACUCGCACCUCGUCGCGCGGCGUGCGCCGCCACGCGCACAGUAUGUGGCGGCUCUUUCGACCAAGAUGCCGCGUAUACUGGCCGUCGCAUUGCACCCUGUGGUGCGCCAACCGUGGAUCGCGCCAUGGCUGACCAAGGUCGACGCCUUCCUGGGCUUGGGGUGGGUCGCGCAUGUGGCAUUUGAUGAAGCCGUGCGCACGCCUCGCCAGGAUGCUGUGCGUUACGCCGAGGGAAUACGUACGCGUUUUGUGGUGAGAUUCAUGAGCUUUGCGAAUGGGGUGGCCGUGACUCCCGACGAAAGUGCGCUGGUCGUGGCGUCGUCCGUGCGCCUCGGCACCUAUAUCUUCCCACUGCGGGUGCACGAUGCGCAAGGGCACGCGGACUGGACAUCGCGUCGUCUGCUCGGGCGGUGGCGUUGGGCUCCGACGCCGUUUCUCCCGGACAACAUCGCGAUCGUGCCGCGGACGCCUGGGACGACUUGGGCGAAGGACGAUCCGCUGCACGGCGCCUCGGUGCUCGUAGCAGGCCACCCGUCUGUCGCAGCGCUCGAGCGCAUGGCGCGCCAUGGCACACAGCGCGCGCCGAGCUGGGUCGUCGUGGCAGGUGCGCACGGUGCUCCAGACAAAGGGGCAGGCCGUGGCAGCGAGCGCCGGCGCAGAAUGGGACGAUUCGAGUGGCGUGCUGCUCGUAUCGGCGCUGUAUGGAUCACCACUCGUGUGCCACUAUGA
Messenger RNA from Malassezia sympodialis ATCC 42132, 1425 nucleotides. RefSeq lists its product as uncharacterized. The coding region runs from base 1 to 1425 and encodes 474 amino acids. Lineage: Eukaryota; Fungi; Basidiomycota; Malasseziomycetes; Malasseziales; Malasseziaceae. The record is from RefSeq and is a predicted model, not a curated record. The transcript has 2 exons.